UGAUUUUUACCUUUAAUGCUGUAUCAUUGAGUACUUUUUUCAUAUAAAUUCGAAUUAAGAACUUAUACGUUUUAAAAUUUUAAUAGCCUGAUUUUCGCAUAACUACUUGAAAAACCCACAUUAAAGUUUUGCAAUUGAUUUUUGAGAGCCCCUAUUGCUAGCCCUUCCCUAUAAUUAAAAAUUAAAUUUUAUAAUGCUCAUCAAUCAUUGAAAGUUACAGUUUCUUACCUUAUUAAACUCUUCGAAACUUUUUCAGAACACUCUGUAUAACAAGAGUAUAAUCUGUAUCUCUGUAUAAUCCUGGCGUUUCCUACAAAGAAGUGUUCACUGUACUUCAUACAAAAUCUAUAGAUCUUCCACCCUGUAUAACUGGGUGACCAAGCAUUUUCAGACUCAUGUUAAUUAGAACUUUUUUUCUUCUUUUGAAGAGAGGAAUUACGCUCUGACUUAUGGGCACCUUUUUUUAGAACACCUUUAUAAUUCUGAAAUGUUUUGAAAUAUCUUUAUAGUUUGAGAUGUCUAAUGGACUCUUCAUUCAUUGUUCUCAGAUAAAAAUGUGGACAAUCAUAAAGACAGAUGCAAAUGAAUAUGAUUGCGUGCCAAAUUCUUGGCUUGUGGAUAGUACCACCUGCAGGUACCCAGAUAGGAGUCCAAAUACCUUGAAAAGAUUGGCAAGAGACCUGGUUGCUCCUGAUGACAGCUGGAAUAUUAUAAACAUGGAAAUCGUCCAACGAGACCUAGAAAACUACGAUAGGUGCAUGAUCGAUGUUGUAAGACUUUCCAAGGGAAAGUGCACUCUAACAGAGUCAGAAAAGGAGAACAGAGGAAAAAGUUUCCGCGAUAAAAAAAGAAAGAAAAUUAGUCACGGAGAAAACGAGUCCUUGAGCUCAGAAGGAGAAGAUCAGGAAAAAGUUUCCAUGAACAAGAGGAAAAGAAACAGAAUGGCAUUAGGCCGACUGGUCAAACAGUAGUCGAACAUCAGAGCCUGCAAGAAGCAACCCAUAAUAAGCUUUGCCACUUGCGCAAUAGUGUGCACUAUUGUGUUCAAAAAGAGGGAAAAAUUGAUACCAACACAAUGGCCGAUGGUCUAUGUGCGUUGUCUCGAAGUAUGAAUUUAAUGAAAAAUCAUUUUACGGAGCAAUUCGAAACCAUUAAGAGCCAGAUAGCCGAGAUGACUGCUGAACUAAUGAAGAGUGGCAAGCCUUCGACAGUGGAUAAUAUGCCACCAGUUUCGGAUGAAGAAACCGACAAAUUGGUCGGAGAAUGGUUUCCUCUGUCGAAUUUUGAAAAAUUUGAGGAGAUGGAAAUUCAGUUGAAGAACGCUGAUUUCCGGGAGAAAAUUGUUCGUGCUUUGACGACUCUUGGGGCUGGCAGUACCAACAUUUCUAGGGCCCUGACAUGGAUGCUGCGAAACUCCAUGUCAGCGGAUUUAACUUCCAUGUUUUCGUGGAGUGGCCAGAAAAAAAUGACAUUGAAGAAAAUGGCAUUCAACGAGACAAACUUCCAAAAAGUUUUAUUCAGCGCAGUACGGAGGAGGUUCAAGGUGUCAGACGAAAAAAUUGAAAAAUCGAUGAAAACUUGGUUGCAGCAAACAGCUUAUGACCUACUGUAAGUUUAUAAACAUAUGCUUCCACCUCAGUCAUCAUAACUACAGCCCCUGACCCACAGAAUAAUCUUGGUCUAACCCAAUAUACCUAGAAUACAUACCCAUCAGAAUGUAUUCUAGGUACUUUGGUGCAACCCAACGUUAUUAGACGAAAGGUUGAUCACUCACAGGUGUAUGAUUCAAAGUGGUGGGGGGAACGCCAGCGUGACGUCACGUGUAGUAAAAAUGUGAUAGAGUAACUA
Molecule: messenger RNA, 1848 nt
Organism: Nilaparvata lugens (brown planthopper)
Lineage: Eukaryota; Metazoa; Arthropoda; Insecta; Hemiptera; Delphacidae
Exons: 5
Coding region: 1076-1612 (178 amino acids)
Source: RefSeq, a predicted model, not a curated record